This is a messenger RNA of Talaromyces stipitatus ATCC 10500, 795 nucleotides long. RefSeq names its product epoxide hydrolase, putative. NCBI's taxonomy places the organism in Eukaryota, Fungi, Ascomycota, Eurotiomycetes, Eurotiales, Trichocomaceae. The coding region runs from base 1 to 795 and encodes 264 amino acids. The transcript is spliced from 2 exons. The record is from RefSeq and is a predicted model, not a curated record.
AUGGCUGGAUCAAACCCGCCUCGUGCAUUUCUUUUUGACGUUGGCGGAGUUUGUGUCGUGUCACCAUUUCAAGCAAUUCUAGACUAUGAGAAAUCGAACGGAAUUCCUCCAGGAUGGAUAAAUUUCAGCAUCUCACGAACAUCACCAAACGGCACAUGGCACAAACUAGAGCGCGGUGAGAUAUUACUAGAUGCCAACUUCUUUGAAGGCUUCAGGCGAGAUCUCCAGCAACCUCAUUUAUGGAAAGAGUAUCAUCAACGAUUGCAACAAAAAGAAGGAAACUCUUCUACGAUGGCCGAGAGUCUUCCGCCUCUGCCCAAUAUCGAUGCAGAGUUUCUGUUCUGGGAGAUGAUGCGUGUAUCUCGUGAACCAGAUCCGUUCAUGUUCCCUGCCUUGGGGAAAUUGAAGGCAUCGGGAAAAUACUUGAUGGGCGCAUUGUCUAAUACAGUCAUCUACCCACCUGGUCAUCCCUACAGUGAGGAUACAAUAGGGCUACGGAAACAAUUCGACUUUUUCAUCUCUUCAGCACAUACUGGUCUCCGCAAGCCACAUCCAGAGAUAUAUGCGUAUGCACUGGAAAAGAUCAAUGAAGUUGCGGCGCAGAAGGGUUAUUCUCCGAUCAGUGCAUCUGAGAUUAUAUUUCUGGAUGAUAUUGGAGAGAAUUUAAAGGCAGCUAAGAAGGCUGGUUUUGGAACGAUCAAAGUUGUGCUUGGAAAAUCGCAGGAUGCGGUCAAGAAGUUGGAAAAUAUCACUGGUCUUCAGCUGUUGGAUAGUAGUGAUAGGCCAAAGCUAUGA